UUCUACUACCGCUGGUCUGACGCUGCUGUCAGAGUACCAUUAAGCUCGAUCUCCAUCGUUUAAUUUAGUACGUACUGCAGUGGGGACACCCAAAGCAGUGGACUUCAAAAUGAUUAAUGCUAUAUUAAUAUUUAAUAACCACGGGAAGCCUCGGCUGAUCCGCUUCUAUCAGUACUUUGCGGAGGAACUGCAGCAGCAGAUCAUCAGAGAAACCUUCCAUCUGGUGUCCAAACGGGACGACAACGUCUGCAACUUCCUAGAGGGCGGCAGUCUGAUUGGUGGCUCUGACUACAAGUUGAUCUACCGUCAUUAUGCUACGCUGUACUUUGUCUUCUGCGUGGACUCAUCAGAGAGUGAGCUUGGGAUCCUGGACUUGAUCCAGGUGUUUGUGGAGACCCUGGACAAAUGCUUUGAGAAUGUCUGUGAGUUGGAUCUGAUCUUCCACAUGGAUAAGGUGCACUACAUCCUGCAGGAGGUGGUGAUGGGGGGCAUGGUCCUGGAGACCAACAUGAACGAAAUCGUGGCCCAGGUGGAGCUUCAGAACCGCAUGGAGAAGUCAGAGGGCGGUCUGUCAGCGGCCCCUGCGCGGGCCGUCUCCGCGGUGAAGAACAUGAACCUGCCGGAGAUGCCGCGCAACAUCAACAUCGGCGACCUCAACAUCAAGGUCCCCAGCCUCUCGCCCUUUUGAGCCGGCCGGGGGAUGGGGGGGGGGGGGGGGGGUGGUCUGUGUUCGUCCUGACGUACGACCAACUGUUACAUAGAUUUUAUUCUGUUCAAUGUAUACAAAUAGAUAAUUUGUUUUCAUUUUUUUAUAAUUAUUUUGAGCGGAUUUGUUGUCCGCCGGUCUUGUCAAUGUGUCGUUCUUGUGGACUUCUGCUCUCCGCUUCGCUAACGAAAGCUACUGCGAGCUCUCUCGCGUUUCUGUUUUCCCAGCGGGUGGGCGUUCCUUCCUGAGGUUUUCCCAGCAUCCACUGGCAGCUCCUUGUGUUGUGCUUGUAGUUACUGUUGUGAAUCUCAGGGUGUGAUCUGCAGGUCGCACUUUGUUCCAAGACAUCUGGUUCUCUGCAGGCCCUCUGCAACCCCCCGUUUGCUCCUUGUGUCAGCUCUCCCUUUUGGUUCUAAUUGAUGUGCCGGUGGAUGUGGAGUGUAACGGAGGGGCGUAAGAGAAUUCUCUGCGAGUUUGGAGACGUGUGGACGAGGCUGAGUUCACUCGCAUCUCUGCUCUUAAGUGAGCGCAGAGACGAAGCUGAGAUCGCUCACGUCUCUACUCUUCAGUGAGCGCAGAGAUCACUCUCGUCUCUGCUCUUUAGUGAGCGCAGAGAUCACUAACGUCUCUGCUCUUUAGUGAGCGCAGAGACGAGCAGAGAUCACUCAUGUCUCUGCUCUUUAGUGAGCGCAGAGACGAAGCAGAGAUCACUGACGUCUUUUCUCUUUAGUGAGCGCGGAGCUUCCUGCUGUUCACCACAUUCUUGGGCUGUGUAAAUAAAAGGUACAGGUGACAUUGAACUGCAGUGAAGCCGUCUUCUUUCUCAGUUUAAUUUAUAUGUUAUGCAACGCUUAUAUGGUUCUUUAUUAAUCCCUGACAGGAAAUCCAGCUGUCAUAGCAGAGAGUACAAGACAGUAGAAAUUGAAAGAGAAACGUGUGCUAAAAAGAAACAACCAAAAACAUAACUGCAUAAAAUAUAUUUACAUUCAGGGCAUUUAGCAAACCCUUUUAUCCAAAGCGACUUAUACGUACAUUUGUCAGAAGAAAGAGAUAUAACAUUAUAUCCCUGUCGGUACAGAAAGGAUGUUCAUAGAACCAGGUGCCAAGCACUAACAAUUGUUAGGCUCAUCCCUUUCCCGUAUAUCAGAGAUGGGGGGACUCGAGUCAAAGACUUGACUCGAGUCCGACUCGAGUCGCCAGUUUUGCGACUUGUGACUUGCUUGAACCAACACUAACGAAAGACUUGACUUGACUUUGACUUGCCCCUUCCUGACUUGUGACUUGACUUGACUUGAGUCAUGUGACUUGCCAAGUCAUUGCAGGCUUGUUAAAUAUUUUAAAUAAUAAUAAUAAAAAAAAUAUUAGAUGAACAUUGUUUUUAUUGUGCGCGAGUGCUCCUGACCUGCAACCUGGCAACCCGCCCUCUUCCACGCAACGUGACAUUCCUGCAUGAGUCUAGUGAGUGAUCAUCAGCAGAGAUUGAAGGCGCUCCGACCAACAUCCCGAAAAUAAUCAAUUUUGGCUAUAAAGAUUACACAACAACACAAAAUAAAAGAGGAGCGACAUGCAAAAUCUAAAUUACG
Messenger RNA from Gadus chalcogrammus (walleye pollock), 2289 nucleotides. It is a transcript of the gene ap3s2, whose product is annotated as adaptor related protein complex 3 subunit sigma 2. The record is from RefSeq and is a predicted model, not a curated record. Lineage: Eukaryota; Metazoa; Chordata; Actinopteri; Gadiformes; Gadidae. Gene Ontology annotation, biological process: intracellular protein transport; Golgi to vacuole transport. Bases 110 to 688 code for a protein of 192 amino acids. Gene Ontology annotation, cellular component: intracellular membrane-bounded organelle; AP-3 adaptor complex; membrane coat. The transcript has 6 exons.